GGCAGCAGGAGGAACGCGAGCUUACCCAAUCAGCGCCCGCCCUGUUUGGCCGCCACGUGGAAGCAGGCGAUCGAGAUCUGGGAGACGGAGGAUCGCGAUGCGGGGAAGAGUGGCCCGUGGGCACCGCGCUGUGCGUAUGUACGCGACCGUCGCGACGUCCUCGACGCGUCUCUGCUACACGAACGGCGACUUUGUUUCACCAUCCCACUCGACGCUAGCAACGGCGCCGGCCAUUCCGAGAGACCAUGGGAGAGACAGUUUCAGACGCGCGCAAAAUUGAGAUCAAACCACCCGGUGUCUUUCAGUCGAGCUGUCACGGUGAUCAGACUGCUGGGAACAGCGAGUGGGGCUCGCAGCUAUCGCUCCGGACCUUCUGCUCACAGCGCACGUAACUCGCGUACUGGGCUCGCCAUGACAAACAUCGACGAGAAGCUCUCUGCUGACGGCUCGGACGUGAAAACCGUAGCACCAGAGACAGAGGAUGUGUUCGGGCCUGAAGAUGACCAUGACAUCCAGUACAAGACGCUCAGCUGGCAGUACGUCGCCUUCUUCAUGAUCGCCGAGAUUGUGAGCAAUGGUAUGCUCACAUUACCGAAUGCUAUGGCUACCGUCGGCAUUGUUCCGUCUCUAAUCCUGACCAUAUUCUUGGGCGUCUUCGGGCUCUUCACUGCGAAGCUCUUGAUUGACUUCAAGUUAAACCACCCGGAUGUACAUAACAUGGGCGACGCAGGCUACCUCAUAUUCGGACCCAUAGGGCGAGAAAUAUUGUCACUGGGGACUAUCAUAUUUGCAAUAUUCGGCGUAGGAUCUGAAUUGCUCUCGGGCCAACUGGCGCUCACUACACUGUCUAACAACGGCAUGUGCGCUGUCGAUCUCCUCCUAAUAUUCUCCGCGGCCACGUUCAUCCUCUCAUUGCCUCGGACCCUCGGCCGUAUGAGUUGGCUGGGCUUCGUCAGCACCAUAGCGAUUACUCUCUGCGGGUUGCUCGCCAUGAUCGGUGCUGGUGCGAACCCUACUCCCGGCCGCAUGCUGUCGGCCACAGUCCCUACGACUUUCUACAAUGCCUUCUUGGCUGUCACUGGACCUGUCUUCGCAUACGCCGGGCACUUUAUGUUCUUCAUCUUAAUCUCAGAAAUGCGUCAGCCUAGAGACGCAAUGAAGGCUGCAUGGACAUUGCAAGUAUUCUCAACAGCAUUCUAUGCCGUGUUCAGCGUCGUGGUAUAUGUCUACCUCGGCAACACUGUGCAAUCGCCGGCUCUCCUGUCACUCUCCCCCGUAUGGGCGAAGAUAACAUUUGCCAUUGGCCUGGUCAACUUUUUGCUUUCGGGCGCCCUGUACUCGCAUACGGCGGCCAAGCUCAUCUUCGUCCGUUUCUUCCGGCACUCCCGCCACCUCUACACCCACACUGUCCUCGGGUGGUCCGUCUGGACGUUCCUAUGCUUUGGCGCGACCGCGCUCGCCUUCGUGUUCGCCGCUGCGGUCCCCGUCUUCUCCGACCUCACAGGCAUCACGGCGUCGCUCUUCGCCUCCUGGUACACGUACGGCAUAGCUGGGUUUUUCUGGCUGUAUGACACGUACUACCUUGGCGGUGAGGGUGCGAAGGCAUUGAAGCGUCGGUGGGGAGGCACUGUGUUGUCGGUGCUUACUAUCAUCUCGGGGGCGUUUAUCUGCGUCGCGGGGACGUACGUCUCUAUCAAGUUGAUCGCUGAUGCGUACGCCAGCGGUACGGUUGGCAAGCCCUUUGCGUGUUAGAUGGUUCCUGUCGAUGCGAGAAUGGCUUCCUCUUUGCAUAUUAUAGCAUUAGGUCAGUCUCAGUCUCGUACAGUCGCUCAUUUAAACCUACGAUACAAUAUUACCAGCACACUACAUAGAAGUCUGAGUCACUUCGGAAACUUUACCCUGACCUCGCCUAUAUAUCUGACUAUUGACAAAUUCUUCGCCCAGCA
This is a messenger RNA of Rhodofomes roseus, 1946 nucleotides long. Its product is annotated as amino acid transporter. Gene Ontology annotation, molecular function: amino acid transmembrane transporter activity. Bases 412 to 1752 code for a protein of 446 amino acids. Gene Ontology annotation, biological process: amino acid transmembrane transport. The record is from RefSeq and is a predicted model, not a curated record. Lineage: Eukaryota; Fungi; Basidiomycota; Agaricomycetes; Polyporales; Fomitopsidaceae. Gene Ontology annotation, cellular component: vacuolar membrane. The transcript is spliced from 10 exons.